GAGAGAUUCCCAAGACUCUCACUCAAAUGUACACACACUUCCUGAUCCUUCAGACCAACAUCAAAUGUGAGAAGGACUAUGAGAAGAAGGUGACAGAUGAAGACAUGAUCCUCAAACUGGGGAAACUGGCUUUUCAGCAGCUUGUGAAAGGCAAUGUGAUCUUCUAUGAGGAAGACCUGAGAGAGUGUGGCAUUGAUGUGACAGAAGCAUCAGUGUACUCAGGAUUGUGCACUCAGAUCUUCAGAGAGGAGUUUGGCUUGUAUCAGGGGAAAGUCUUCUGCUUUGUUCAUCUGAGCGUUCAGGAACAUCUAGCAGCUCUAUAUGUGCACCUCUCCUGUACAAACCACAAUAUAAAUGUGUUUGACCAAAUCACCAAAAAGAGAAAACUGGUAAAGGUUUUAGUUUGUUUUCAUAGUUUAUCAGAACAUGUUUCAUUAUUUGCUCUGCAUCAGAGAGCUGUGGAUGAGGCUCUACAGAGUAAAACUGGUCAUCUGGAUCUUUUCCUGCGGUUUCUUCUGGGUCUGUCAGUGAAGACUAAUCAGAGUCUUCUACAAGAAUUAAUGAAACUGACAAUAAGCAGCUCUGACAGCAGUGAGGAAACAGUUGAGUUCAUCAAGAAAAAGAUAAGUAGUGUAUGCUCUCCAGUGAAAUCCAUCAAUCUGUUCCACUGUCUGAAUGAACUGGGUGAUCGUUCACUAGUGGAGGAAAUACAACAGUAUCUGAGAUCUGGAACAUUAGCAGAAGCCAAACUCUCCUGUUCUCAGUGGUCAGCUUUACUGUUUGAAUUGUUGACAUCAGAGCAAGUAAUGGAUGUGUUUGAGCUGAAUAGAUUUAUUGGAAAUAAAAAUAUUUCAGAUAAAGUUCUUCAGAAGUUGCUUCCUGUGAUUAAAGAAUCCAAAUCAGCAAAUUUGAAAGACUGUAAUAUCACAGCUGAAGGUUGUGCUGUUCUGGCUUCAGCUCUGAAGUCAAACCCCUCACAUCUGAGAGAACUGGAUCUGUCUGGGAAUAACCUACAAAAUCUGGGCAUUGAGCGUCUAUCUGAUGGACUUAAGGUUUCUCACUGUAAACUGCAGAAACUUAAUCUGUACCAUUGUGGAAUCACAGAUGAAGGUUGUGCUGCUCUGGCUUCAGCUCUGAAAUCAAACCCCUCACACCUGAGACAUCUGAAUUUCACUGAAAAUAAGAUAGGAGAUUUGGGACUCAAGCACCUUUCUGAUGUACUGAAAGAACCUCUCUGUAAACUGGAGAAACUGAAGUUGUGUCAGUGUGGAAUCACAGAUGAAGGUUGUGCUGCUCUGGCUUCAGCUCUGAGAUCAAACCCUGAACACCUGAGAGAGCUGGAUCUUUCUCAGAAUAAAAUAGGAGACUCUGGAGUUACUGCUCUCUCUGCUCAACUGGAGAAUCCUCACUGCAAAUUAGAGAAACUGGGGUUGAUGUGUUGUGGUGUCACAAAUGAAGGUUGUGCUGCUCUGGCUUCAGCUCUGAGAUCAAACCCUUCACACCUGAGACAUCUAGAUCUUACUCUUAAUAAACUAGACCAAGGAGUCAGAGUCUCUACUCUACAGUGUAUACUGGAAAAACUGAAUAAUCUGCUGACUCUCAGUAUUUAGACGUCAGUCCAGUUCACUUCAGUGAAACUUCACGAACUGCUCAAGCCUCUGUGUCAUCAAGAAACCAACUAAUCGAACGAGGGAUUUCCCCAAAGGACGUCAUCCAUACGUCAUUCAGGCGCCAGAUCAACAGCCAAUCAGCAACGGAAUCCCCUCCAGCACGCCCGCGUCAGCGACGGAACCGCCUCAGCGUUCAGCUGUCAACUAAGCAAAACGCAAGUACAGACAAAGCUCCUAUCUGCUGACAUCGGUGUUGAACUGGUGAAUUGAGUUAAGCAGUAAAGAUAAGACAAUCGCUGCUUGGUGUUUCUCCUAGGCUGAAUUUAAAACCACUCGCGAAACGAGUUAGGACUUUGAAUACUUCAUGCAACUCUGUUGACUCAUUUCCUUGAAUCUUUGUGUGUAUGUUUUAGUUAGGUUUUUAUGUAAUCUAGAU
Sinocyclocheilus grahami is the source of this 2046-nucleotide messenger RNA. Its product is annotated as ribonuclease inhibitor-like. The transcript has 6 exons. The record is from RefSeq and is a predicted model, not a curated record. Bases 27 to 1610 code for a protein of 527 amino acids. NCBI's taxonomy places the organism in Eukaryota, Metazoa, Chordata, Actinopteri, Cypriniformes, Cyprinidae. Gene Ontology annotation, molecular function: protein binding.